Molecule: messenger RNA, 1419 nt
Organism: Trypanosoma conorhini
Lineage: Eukaryota; Euglenozoa; Kinetoplastea; Trypanosomatida; Trypanosomatidae
Product: putative methionine aminopeptidase 2
Exons: 1
Coding region: 1-1419 (472 amino acids)
Biological process (GO): proteolysis
Molecular function (GO): metalloaminopeptidase activity
Source: RefSeq, a predicted model, not a curated record
AUGCCGCCAAAGGGAGGCGGCGCGAACGGCAAGCAGCAGCAGCAGCAGCGCCAGGGCGGGAAGAAGGGAGGUAAGAAGAGCGACGAGGACGACUUCGACGCCCUCCUCGCGAAUGCGGUGAGGGAGACGCAGGCGGCCAUGCCCAAACACGGGAAUGGGCACCAGCAGAAGGACAAACACAAGAAGGGUGGAAAGCAGAGGCAGGAAGCAAACGCCACAGAGGCGGCGACGGCGGCGAAGGACGACGACGUGGACGUCAAAGUCAUCAGCACCGCCGACCACGUCGACAAUCCGUAUCCGCAGGUGGAGCCAGGCAUGCAGCGGCAGACGUGGCCGGAGCCGACUGUCCCUGUGUCGCUGCAGUUCGCCGAGGGGAAGUUUCCCCCCGGUGAGAUUUGCGAACACCCAGGCGAGGUGAAUGCCUACCGUCACAGUAGCGAAGAAAAGCGGGCGCUGGAGAAGGCGACGGAGCAGCAGGUGCAGGAGCUGCGCCAGGCUGCGGAGGUGCACCGGCAGGUGCGUCGCUACGCCCAGAGCUUCAUCAAGCCUGGUAUUUCACUCAUCUCCAUGACCGAUCGCAUCGAGCGGAAGUUGGAGGAGCUUGUCGUGAAGGACGGGCUUGCCCGCGGGCAGGCGUUUCCCACCGGUUGCUCACUAAACCACGUGGCCGCCCACUACACACCGAACACCGGUGACAAGACGGUUCUGACCUACGACGAUGUCAUGAAGGUGGAUUUUGGCGUACAAGUCAAUGGCCGGAUUAUCGACUCCGCGUGGACGGUGGCAUUCAACGACACCUACACCCCAUUGCUGCAGGCAGUAAAGGCAGCCACGUACGAGGGCGUUAAGCAGGCUGGCAUUGAUGUCCGCCUCUGUGACAUUGGCGAGGCCAUCCAGGAGGUGAUGGAGUCCUACGAGGUGGAGAUCAACGGCAAGGUGUACCCGGUCAAGAGCAUCCGCAACCUCUGCGGCCACAACAUUGGCCCCUACGUCAUUCACGACGGCAAGUCCGUGCCUAUUGUGCGGGGUGGCGAGACGGUUAAAAUGGAGGAGGGGGAACUCUUCGCCAUUGAGACCUUCGGCUCCACGGGGCGAGGCGUCGUGCAGGAGGAUAUGGAGUGUUCACAUUACAUGAUGGUGCCGGGCGGGGAGAGGAAGCAGUUGCGCUCCGACAAGGCUCAGCAUUUGUUGAAGCACAUCAACAAGACGUACGGAACACUGGCAUUUGCGCGGAAGUGGCUGGACCGUGACGGCUAUGACAGACACCUGCUGAAUCUGAACCAUCUGGUGGAGGCGGGGGCCGUCAACAAGUAUCCCCCCCUCUGCGACGUGAAGGGCUGCUACACGGCACAGUAUGAGCACACCAUCCUGCUGAAGCCAACAGCGAAGGAGAUUCUCUCCAAGGGUGAUGACUACUAG